AAUAGCCAAUCGGGAGGCGAAUAGGACCAUAGAACCUCGAAGUCGCAAGAGGCAGGGCGGCGUUCAGGGGGCCGGGCAAGAAACUGAGCUACGGAAGAAAAAAAAAAGAGGGUAUAAAGAUGUAUGGGGCCGCACGGUGAACAGUACUGCAGGUACGGUCGCACACAGGUUACGUAGCCGCACCGGGCCGCGGCAAGACCCCGACACCGCUUCCUCUCACCAACCACAAUGUCUGGCGUAGGAGAGGUAGGGCUCGUCCGUAAAGACGCCGGGCAAGAGAACCCGAGGAUGCCGGCCUGGAAGCGAGAGAUCUUGGAGAGGAGGAAAGCGAAGAGCGGCGGCUCCGGGGUAGCCGCUGGUGCCACGGACGACGGCGGAGGUGGGAGUCCCAAACGUGUUAACGGAGAGCAGACGUUUAACGGCAGCAACAGCGGCGGACCCAGUCGAGACGACACGGGUCGGAACUACACCGUCACGACGGCGAGAAACAAAGAAGCAAGACCGGCUGCCGCAGAGGAGACGACGCGAAGUCAUGAUGACGGACAGGAGAGCUUGGUGCUACGUGAGAGUCUCGGCCCGUUGGAAGAGAACCCAUUUAUCAAGCUGGAGAAGGAGCGGAGGAGACGACAGGACCGGGAAAACGCCGCUCGUCCCAUCCAGCACAUCUUGGAACUAUACGGUAACGUCCCGGGUAUACGGACUAUCAGAGCGGAGAAUAUUAUCAUCAUCGAGUCGGAUCCCGAUUACAUUUCUGAACGAGAAGAGGUAAAAAGUCCAGUUUGGCAGCAAAACUGUUAUUGCUCAAUGAAUGACCUCUUGGAUAGGAGAUGCAAUGCUGUAACGGAGAUAAGAGCUAAGGAAGUGGUUAUUUAUGACACCACGUUGAGCAAGAGUGAGGAGAACCUGAGUACCCUUGGUCGCACCAAUCACAAAGACCCGUCAUCAUAUGACGCCGGCGAAGGUCAAGGUAUGGUGAGCCGUAUCCUGCAGAAGUUUGACAGCAACUACGGGAAGCUGCAGAAAAAGUCUCACAGCACAGAGAACCUGCUGGACUUGGACGGAAGUGUCAGCAGAAGGCCGAGAACCUGGGCCAAGCCACAGCUGGAUCUGGUGCCAAAGUCCAAAGCGGAACGGGCCGAUACCGUGGGCAGAAGGCAGGCAUCAUCACCUGUCUCCCAGAGUUCUUCCAAGCCUAAAUCCCAUUUUCCAGUAUUUGAGCCAAGCAGCCCUCAACAUCUCACAGAAGCUCCAAUGUCCACAACUUCCUUCCGCCAACGGCUUGAAGAUAGCGGAGGUCAUGGUGCAGCUGUCGCUUCUAGAGAUGAACCAGAUAAGGUACACAAGGUGGAUCCUGAUGUGCUUCUCAACUCCAAGGUGCCAUCAUCUUUGCAGGCAUGUGACACGCAUCCCGAGUCCUUUUCAUCUAAGGUUCUGCGUACGUCGCCUGAUUUUGAGAUCCGUGCCUCGCCUAAGCCGGACCUCUCCCAAAUUCCCGACAGUGAUACGCAGGCACGAGCCUUGGCGAAUCUGCGACUGCGGUCCAAAAACUCCUUCACGGUGAUUCCCAAACGACGUCUUACUGCUUCACCUGACACCGCCCACUCAGCGUCGGCUACGCCGGCACUCCCGGCUAAAACGUCACCUUCUCACCAAGUGGCAGAGCAGUCGGCGACAGGAGUGCCAUCUUCUCCCGUAUCCUCACCUGCUAUGAUGCUCCAAAAACUGAAGGAGGCAAAAACGGAAGUGGUGAGGCCAUCAAAGCCCCCAGCGCCUCCUCCUGUUGCCACAAGCCCAACGCCCCCUCCAACCUCUGUGUCUCCUGCUGCUCCUCCUACUUUGUCUUCUUCAGCGGCCCCAUCAUCACCCCCCGUCUCUCCGGACCCCUUGCCGCCCUCCCCGACUGAAGCCCCCAUCCCCGCAGAUCAUCUCCCAGUAACAAACAUAGACGACAUUGUGGAUGUGGAUCACCCUCAUCGUGCCCCGACUUAUAGCCCCAUGGUGCAGAGGCGAAAGGGGAACACAUUCACUGUGGUGCCUAAACGUAAGGCGGAGGGUGAGACCCAGCCCGGUUCACCUGAGCCCCAGCAGGAAACCUCAACGGACACGUCACCCGGGUCCACGCCCCCUCAGGCCCCGUACAGUCAGCUGGGCUCCCUGCUGAAGAAACGCUAUCCUGCUGUGGAGGAGAUUGAAGUCAUCGGCGGGUACCUUUCCCUUGGAAAGUCCUGCCUGGCCAAGACGGGCACCCUGGGCAAGAAGCUCAAGAUCUCCUUCAAUGAGACGAGUCUCCACAGCACGUACGAGUAUCCGUCAGAGAGCAGCGCCUGGGACAGCGGGGAUGAAGACAAUGUGGCCAAACCGGAGGAAAAGGUUGCCGGCGAACCGCUCACCAUGGUCGGACGCAUCCACAUCCCUCAGCCCACGUUUACAAGCUCGCCCACCCACGCCAACAGCAGUAAUGACCUCUCCAACUACAUUCCCAAGCACUCUAUGGACUUCAGCGUGUGGCAGAAAUACAAACAAGAGGACAGCGUGAACAAAGAGGAGGCCACUUCCCAGCAGACACAGAUGACAGAGGAGGUCAUGUUGACACCUGCAGACAGUUCAUCCCUGUCGGACUACAGCAGCGAGCCUGCUCUCUACUUCUGAUCACUCCAAUUAAUCAGCUGGACAGUAGCACCUCCUCGCCCGCAGGAACCACACGAGAUGGCCUGCCACACCAGGAACUGAACCACUUGGAACAGAAAGACACUCCAAGCACACGUCCCUGACACCUUCAGGGAACACAAGCCAUGGUAGCACCACCACUCGCCACGCAAUCACACUCCUCCAGGUGAUUCCUCUCCGACAAAUCUACAAAGCAGCUGGACUGCCUUUUUCCCCCCUCAAAUGACGCUGGACAGUUGAUCUGUCACAUCAUCAAACCCAAAGAAAUUGAUAGGCUGGAUUUGACCUGUGAAGCCCCCCCCCCCCCCCCCCCCCCGCAAACACUUCAUGGUUUGUGGGACAUUUAUGGGACUUUUAGCGCAAAAAUCUGCCAAUGUCCAUGUGGAGGUGAUGCCACAGUGACAGUGUUAGCAUGGAAAUGUUAGGAUGACCUCCAAAAACACGCAGGCUGUGUCUCAAACCCAAUACUUGCGUCACUACGCUUUAGUAAGCAUACUGUGUACUUAACGAUUUUCGAUUUUUGACAGCGGAGGCUAUCCCAAAUUGAUUCCUGUCUUUGCGCACUUACCAUCGCUACUUUCCAUAGUUGCUUUUAUUUCAGGUUAGCUCCGUAGCCAAAAUGUACUGUGCAACGUGUGGGCACUGACAGUGCACUGCAUUUUACCAUACUUAUGCACUCAAAACGGCUAAGUCUAAGUAGGGAAGUGCACAAAUGGAGACAGUCUGUAUAGACUAAGACUAUGAAUACUAUGAAUACAGUGACACACUUAGUUACUGAGUGCACAAAUCAAUUCAUGUUGUCACGCACUUACCAAACAUGCUGACUGCAACAUUUUACCAACUUCUUCUUCUGUUCUUUUUCAAAUUUGGAAUUGCAACCACUUCAGUUAGUCUCUGCCCUUCUAAUAUGGUGGUAUGUAACCGGUAAUGAACUACCGUUGUUGCAAAAGUGACCACUGCAUUACUUUCAUCCACUCCGUCUCUCCUUUUUACUUGGGAAUUGCAACCACUCGAGUUUAUGCCCUUCCACUAUGUAGCCAAGCUGCUAAGUAACUGGUAAUCAAAUAGACGUUGCAAAAGGACUAUCGUAUUAUUUUUACCCACUUCUCUCCUUUUUUGCUCUUGGAAUUGCAACCACUCAUUAGUUUCUGCCCUUCUACUAUGUAGCCAAGCUGCUAAGUAACUGGUAAUCAAAAGCUGUUGCAAAAAGGACUAUUGUUAUUUUUACCCACUUUUCUCCUUUUUUACUCAUGGAAUUGCAACCACUCAUUAGUUUCUGCCCUUCCAAUAUGUCGCCAAGCUGUUAAGUAACUGGAAAUCAAAUACCUGUGUUGCAAAAAAGGACUAUCGUAUCAUUUUUACCCACUUCUCUCCUUUUUUACUCUUUGAAUUGCAACCACUCAUUAUUUCUGCCCUUCCAAUAUGUAGCCAAGCUGUUAAGUAAUUGGUAAUCAAAUACCGUUGUUGGAAAAAGGACUGUCGCAUUAUUUUUACCCACUUCUCUCUUUUUACUUGGGAAUUGCAACCACUCGAGUUAUUUUCUGCCCAUCCAUUAUGUAGCCAAGCUGCUAAGUAACUGGUAAUCGAGUACAGUUGUUGCGAAAAGGAAUAUUGCCUUAUUUUUACCCACUUCUCUCCUUUUUACUUGGGAAUUGCAACCACUCGAGUUUAUGCCCUUCUACUAUGUAGCCAAGCUUCUAAGUAACUGGUAAUCAAAUCGCUGUUGCAAAAAGGACUAUUGUUAUUUUUACCCACUUCUCUCCUUUUUACGUGAGAAUUGCCACCACUCCAGUUAGUUUCUGCCCUUCCACUAUGUCACCAAGCUGGUAAGUAACUGGUAAUCAAAUACCCGUGUUGCAAAAAAGGACUAUCGUAUUAUUUUCACCCACUUUUCUCCUUUUUUACUCAUGGAAUUGCAACCACUCAUUAGUUUCUGCCCUUCCAAUAUGUAGCCAAGCUGCUAAGUAAUUGGUAAUCAAAUACCGUUGUUGGAAAAAGGACUCUCGCAUUAUUUUUACCCACUUCUCUCUUUUUACUUGGGGAUUGCAACCACUCGAGUUAAUUUUCUGCCCAUCCAUUAUGUAGCCAAGCUGCUAAGUAACUGGUAAUCGAGUACAGUUGUUGCGAAAAGGAAUAUUGCCUUAUUUUUACCCACUUCUCUCCUUUUUACUUGGAAAUUGCAACCACUCGAGUUUAUGCCCUUCCACUAUGUCGCCAAGCUGUUAAGUAACUGAUAAUCAAAUACCAGUGUUGCAAAAAAGGAUUAUUGUAUUAUUUUUACCCACUUCUCUCCUUUUUUACUCUUGGAAUUGCAACCACUGAUUAUUUUCUGCCCUUCCAAUAUGUAGCCAAGCUGCUAAGUAAUUGGUAAUCAAAUACCAUUGUUGGAAAAAGGAGUACAGUUGUUGUGAAAAGGAAUAUUGCCUUAUUUUUACCCACUGCUCUCCUUUUUACUUGGGAAUUGUAACCACUCGCUAGUUAGUGUCCACCCUUUCACUGCAUAGCCAAGGUGCGAAGUAACUAGUAAGUGUCCAUCACUGCACACUCACCAGUUUGGCUGUUCUGACUGCAACAUGUGGGUAACGACACCACUUUUUGCCGUAUUUUCUCAGUGUGUACAAGUACGGAAGUGCACAGCCUUUAUAGACUACAAAUACCACUUUUAGUACAAUUGAAUAAAAGUGCAGUUUACACUGUGUAAUUAGUCCCUGAGUGCACAAAUCGAUUAGUGUUAUUGCACACUUACCAGAGGAUGACAACUGCAAUAUUUUACCCCAUUCUUCUUCUGCUUCUCUCCUUUUUAAUUGUGAAUUGCAACCACUCAGUAUAUCCAAGGUGCUAAGGCACUGGUAAGUGUCCAUCAUUGCACACUCACCGUGUUGACCGUUUUGAGUGCAACGUCUGCCUGGUUCGUGUCACUGUGAACAUACUCAAAAAGCUUACGAGUACCACCGAACAAAGUGCGCACAUUUGAGACACAGCCUGAUGGUCGCAUCUCCUCACUUCCCGUAGAACAACGAUGUCGAUGUCGAGUGCCACAAGUAGUUUUUGUACGUGCAUGGUUUUAGUUGAAGCAACAGCUGGUUGUUUGUCUUUUUACUCCAAAUGCUUCCUUAUGCCUUUUUUUUUGCUUUUUGUAUCUUUUCAUGACAAAGCGUGUUUGGUCCAACAGGCAGGUAAAACAUCUUCAAGGUAUGAAAUCAAUCAGCAUGCACCCUGGAGGAGGUUUUGCAUCAGUCCGUAGCGCUCAUUUCUUUCUUUGACAGAAGCUUGAACAAGUGACCUUGGGCCAAAAAAAACAAAACAAAAUGUCUGUGUUGCUGGCGUUCCAGAAACGUGUCGUCCUCGCAAGCUUCUUCUGUAUUUAUUGCUUCUCAGUGUUUUGCAUGUCUUAAGACCUGCUUAUGUACAAUGUUGUGGGUUUUUUUUGUGUGUGUGUGUCAAGGUAGAAAGAUGCACGGGGACCUCAUGUACUCUCACAUUCCACGCAGAGCAAGAAAGCUGGUUGGUCCGCUAGUUUUUUUUUUUUUAAUGAAUGGGAAUGCACCACCAAGUCCUAAUGCCAAGUGAUUCAAGUCGUUUAUUUUUUA
Molecule: messenger RNA, 6257 nt
Organism: Doryrhamphus excisus (bluestripe pipefish)
Lineage: Eukaryota; Metazoa; Chordata; Actinopteri; Syngnathiformes; Syngnathidae
Gene: tprn
Product: taperin
Molecular function (GO): phosphatase binding
Source: RefSeq, a predicted model, not a curated record